Molecule: messenger RNA, 2074 nt
Organism: [Torrubiella] hemipterigena
Lineage: Eukaryota; Fungi; Ascomycota; Sordariomycetes; Hypocreales; Clavicipitaceae
Source: the annotation of a GenBank genome assembly
CAUUGUCGCCAGCUGACUCAUCGGCACCCCGCGAUAAACUUUUUUUUUCUUAAGCCGCAGGGAAAAACGCUGCUCGAGGUUUCCGAGUUGUCAUCUUGGCGGGCAAAUCGCUUUUCUUCGACUUUUUGCUUCUUCGACUGAUCAUUUCUUAAAAGCUGCUCUUUUUCAGCCUCGCCCAUCAUGUCUGCUCCUGCCAGCGCGCCUCACAAGGCCUUUGACACCAUCCUUACUCUGGAUUUUGGUUCCCAGUACACCCAUCUCAUCACGCGCCGCCUCAGAGAACUCAAUGUCUUCUCCGAGAUGCUUCCCUGCACCACCAAGAUUGCCGAUCUUGACUUCAAGCCCAAGGGUAUCAUUCUCUCCGGUGGACCUUACUCCGUCUACGAGGAGGGCAGCCCUCACGUUGACCCCGCCGUCUUUGACCUCAACGUCCCUAUUCUCGGCAUUUGCUACGGUAUGCAGGAGCUUGCCUACCGCAUCGACCCCAAGAACGUCAUUGCUGGCACCCACCGCGAGUACGGCCACGCCGUGCUCAAGGCCCAAAAGGUUGAUGGCCACGUCGACCGCCUCUUCCAGGGCAUCGAGGACUCCAUGCGCGUCUGGAUGAGCCACGGCGACAAGCUUGGCGCUCUCCCCGAGGGCUUCCACACCGUUGCUACCUCUGACAACUCUGAAUACGCCGCCAUUGCCCACUCCGAAAAGUCCAUCUACGGUCUCCAGUUCCAUCCCGAGGUCACCCACUCCGAGAACGGCCUCAAGCUCCUCGAGAACUUUGCCAUUGGCAUCUGCGCCUGCAAGCAGAACUGGACCAUGGCUGCUUUCCUCGAGGAGGAGGUUGCCCGCAUCCGCGCCCUCGUUGGCGAGAAGGGUCAGGUUCUCGGUGCCGUCAGUGGUGGUGUUGACUCUACCGUUGCCGCUAAGCUCAUGAAGGAGGCCAUUGGUGACCGCUUCUGGGCCGUCCUCGUCGAUAACGGUGUCAUGCGCCUCAACGAAGCCGCCCGCGUCCACGAGACCCUUACUAAGCACCUUGGUAUCAACUUGACUGUUGUUGACGCCUCCAAGGAAUUCCUCGACGGCCUCAAGGGCAUUGAGGAACCCGAGAAGAAGCGCAAGUUCAUUGGUGGCAAGUUCAUCGAUAUCUUCGAAGCCGAGGCUGAGAAGAUUGAGAAGGCUGCCGCUGGCUCUGACCGCGCCGGCAAGAUUGAGUUCUUCCUUCAGGGAACCCUCUACCCCGAUGUCAUUGAGAGUCUGUCCUUCAAGGGCCCCUCUGCUACCAUCAAGACUCACCACAACGUUGGUGGUCUUCCCGAGCGCAUGCAGAACGGCGCUGGCCUCAAGCUUAUUGAGCCCCUCCGCAGCCUUUACAAGGAUGAGGUCCGCGAGCUGGGACGUGCCCUCGGCAUUGCUGAGGAGCUUGUCAUGAGACACCCCUUCCCUGGCCCCGGUAUCGCUGUCCGUAUUCUCGGCGAAGUCACCCCCGAAAAGGUCGAGAUUGCCCGCCAGGCCGACGACAUCUUCAUCUCCGAGAUCCGCAAGGCUGGUCUCUACGACUCCAUCUCCCAGGCCUACGCCGCCGUCGACCCCAGCCGCGCCGUCGGUGUUAUGGGCGACAAGCGCGUCUACGGCUUCAUUGUCGUUCUCCGCGCCGUCACCACCACCGACUUCAUGACUGCCGAGGCCUUCAACUUCCCCUGGGAGUUCCUCCAGCGCGUCAUGAACCGCAUCGUUAACGAGGUUCACGGCGUCUGCCGUGUCGUCUACGACAUCACCUCCAAGCCCCCCGGCACCAUCGAGCUCGAGUAAAGUGGUUUUAUCCGCACUAGCAUAGCAGCAGCAGCAAAGAUUGGUCGGAUUUCGGGAUAUAUUAUAGAGAAGAGCAAAACCGGAAAACCCCUCAAAACCCCAUACCCAUAGAAUUCAACUUGCGUGUCGUAUAUAUGUUACUAGGCUGUCCGGACUUUUGACGGCCGAUAUAUACGGCUCGGCCAGGCAAGCGGUCGGCGCGCGCAACACGAACGAAAAGAGGCGGAUGAUAGAUUUGAUGAAUUUAAUGCAAUAAAAAGAAGUGAUUAUA